AUGGCGGUGGGCCCAGACCCCUUCUCCUCCUCCCGCGGCCACAUUUCCCACAAGCCCCUCCGCGCGCCCUCGCUCGCCGCCACGGGCCGGCCGGGCUGCGCCCACUGCGCACGCGCCACACGACGUCACUCGCGCUCCCAGGACUUCGCGGCGCCGGCGGGAGGGUCUUUCCCCGCUUCCGCCGCCGCGUCGCCUCGGGUCUCGAACGUCCGGUUCGAGCUGCCUCCGCCGCCGCCGCGGGGGCAGUCGCGGGGUGGGGGGUCGCGAGGGGCGCGCGCGGCGGCGCGGCCAUGGGACUGCGCCGCCGACCCCGGUGACCGGAGGGAGCCGAAGCGGCCCGGGCCCUGA
Messenger RNA from Pipistrellus nathusii (Nathusius's pipistrelle), 348 nucleotides. The record is from the annotation of a GenBank genome assembly. Lineage: Eukaryota; Metazoa; Chordata; Mammalia; Chiroptera; Vespertilionidae.